Panonychus citri (citrus red mite) is the source of this 1345-nucleotide messenger RNA. RefSeq lists its product as uncharacterized. Bases 502 to 1191 code for a protein of 229 amino acids. The transcript is spliced from 5 exons. Gene Ontology annotation, biological process: cell differentiation; multicellular organism development. Gene Ontology annotation, molecular function: protein binding. NCBI's taxonomy places the organism in Eukaryota, Metazoa, Arthropoda, Arachnida, Trombidiformes, Tetranychidae. The record is from RefSeq and is a predicted model, not a curated record.
GGAGUGAGCAAAAAGUAUAUAAUCCCAAACUGAUGAGCAUGAGACAGAAAAAUAUAUUACCCUGUAACUAUUUCAAUAGAAGAUAAAUUUUCACAAUGAAUUUUUUUACUUGAAAUUAGAUGAAAAUGAAGGUAAAGAUGAACGAAGGGGAAACUCACGCUCAGCGUGAUAUUUACCCUGUGAUUCGUGAAUCUGUAAAUGUGAGAAUCAGAUUGAUCAAAGAAUAGAGAGAGAAAAUUACAAUAAGACAAUUAACUUGAUCGAGAGCGUUGGAAAAUUAUUCCAAGGACAACAAUCAUUACACUGACCAUUAAAAUAGCCAUUACUUAAAGUGAGAACCAUUCACUUGACUGUUAACUAUUUAAGAGUAAACUUUAUAUCAGUUUUUACAAUUAUCUAAAUUACCUUUGGGCUUAAUUUUGUUUUGUUUCUGCUAAUUAUCAAUUCUUAUACUUUUGAUUAUUCUCAUAAUUAUCAUUUAAUUGUCGUUCCUUGAUUAUCAUGUUUAUCUUUAUUACAGUGAUAACAUUGAUUACUCUUUGGUCACAAUCUAUUGUGGGCCAACAACAAUCAACUAAUUGUCCUAAACAGUGUUUUACAAAUGCUCCCGUUUGUGCUUCCGAUGGUAAAAUGUACCGAUCAAAAUGUGAAAUGGAAAUGAAAAAUUGCGGAAAAAAUUUGACCAUUAUUGAUAUGAAACAAUGUACUAAAGAUCCUGGACAGUGUCCUAAGCUUUGCCUCGAAAUAUACGAUCCCGUUUGUGGUGACGAUGGUAAAAUGUAUUCUAAUAAAUGUAUCAUGCAAAAGCGCAAUUGUAAUAAGCGACCAGUGAAAAUUGUCGACAAAUCUUUUUGUAUCAACUCAACUCGACAGUCUCGAAACUUUGAAGAUUGUCCAAAAUCGUGCCUACUAACUGAUAAACCCGUUUGUGGAUCAGAUAAAAGUUUAUAUCGAAAUGAAUGUGUAAUGAGACAAAAAAAUUGCGGAAAACGUAUCAAUACAAUUGACAUAAAACAGUGUGUCCAAGAGACUCAUCCAUGUCCUAAUCGUUGCCUAACUAUACCUGAUCCCGUUUGUGGCUCAGAUGGUAAAUGGUAUCUUAAUCAGUGUUGGUUAAAUUACACUAAUUGUGGUAAAAUACCAGCGAUUAUUAAAGUGUCCAAAGACCAAUGUAAAGGGCGGUUAAACUGAUCGUUAGUUUAAGCAUGGGACAAAGGAAAUGGCCUCAAAUGCUAUUUUCGUAACGAUCUAAAAUGAAACAAAUAAUGAUAAUUCUUAAUACCAUUGACUAAACUAUUUUCUCUGCAUAUCAAUAUUAAUAUAAUAAUUAAAGCAGAAAUAAAAU